AAUAAACAAAAUAAAAGAUAUCGAUAAAGGAAGUUCCACUUUCUUUGAAUUUGCAAUGACAUGCAUGCAAUGAUAUGGCCCAAACAUUUAGAAGACAGCUAUCUUCGGAAAGGACAAAGACAAAAGUAUGGGGACCUCUUACGAGGGAGCUGAUCAAAGUCUUUAAGGAGUUUUGUGAUUCUGAUCAACAUCUUCAUGAGAAAAACAUUAGGGAUGCCUGCAAUGCUCUGGAUCUCUAUCCUUCCACAUCUCAAGUACACGAGAUGAUGGUGUGUGCCAUGGACUAUGGCAGUCCCUGCAAGCCGGACCACUUCACGUUUGGAGAAUUCUGUGUGCUUGUGGCAGAGCUCAAGACAUACUAUCAGCUCAAUCCUAAACCACCGGUGCCUGUAAGUAUGGUCCGUAUCCGUGCUGAACGCAAUAUUGAUCGAAAGAAGCGAAGAGAAAGUCUUGUGCAUUUCGCAGUUUUCCUAGGUGGUUCAUGCAACCCUACAAAAUGGCGAGCAGAGAUCGCCAUACCCUUCUUCAAAGAGAAUGGAAUCACUUUCUACAAUCCACAGGUACAGAACUGGAAGCCGGAACUCAUGGAGUUGGAGGCUCAGGCAAAACAGAUGGCAGACAUUAUGUUCUUUGUGAUAGACUCUAAAACCAGGGCCAUAUCUUCCAUGAUUGAGGUUGCCUAUCUUGUAGCCACCCAGCGUCAGGUGGUGGUGACCAUGUGUGAGUACAAGUCCUCCAACAUCUGUGUGGACAGUGAGACCCUCACGGACAGUUAUAGACUUUUGCGCCGAUGUGAUAGCAUACCACCCCAAUGUGAGAUGUUGGACCUGGUAAAGGGUCGGCUGAUUCUCACCGAUCUUGUUGAGAGGAAUGGAGUCCCCAUAUUCACUGACGUUCGAAAGGCCCUGGCAUGUACUAAGACAAUUGUUAAACAGGGUUGCCAUGUUAGUGAGCUGACCCUGAAGGACGGGGCACACCCGGUCAAGCAUGGGCAUCUCAAGCUGGGAAGGGCACUCUUGGAACUUCGAGAGGCGUUCAACUCUGUGGACAGUGAAGACCUGGGAUGGCUGUCAUCUGAAGACGUAAGGCAUUAA
Molecule: messenger RNA, 1094 nt
Organism: Dreissena polymorpha
Lineage: Eukaryota; Metazoa; Mollusca; Bivalvia; Myida; Dreissenidae
Exons: 13
Coding region: 75-1094 (339 amino acids)
Cellular component (GO): plasma membrane
Source: RefSeq, a predicted model, not a curated record